This is a messenger RNA of Conger conger (European conger), 5165 nucleotides long. RefSeq names its product ER degradation enhancer, mannosidase alpha-like 1 (gene edem1). Gene Ontology annotation, cellular component: endoplasmic reticulum; membrane. Gene Ontology annotation, biological process: carbohydrate metabolic process; endoplasmic reticulum mannose trimming; mannose trimming involved in glycoprotein ERAD pathway. Gene Ontology annotation, molecular function: mannosyl-oligosaccharide 1,2-alpha-mannosidase activity; calcium ion binding. The transcript is spliced from 12 exons. Lineage: Eukaryota; Metazoa; Chordata; Actinopteri; Anguilliformes; Congridae. The record is from RefSeq and is a predicted model, not a curated record. The coding region runs from base 141 to 2042 and encodes 633 amino acids.
UCGGUUUGUUGACAGGAACAGUGUGAGAAGGCUGAGUAUUGCAAAAGGAAGUACAAAGCUAGCUGUAAUAGACGGAAUUCAACUUUGUUUUACAUGGUUCUUGUCGUGAAUUAUGAUUUUAAUGCCCGUUCUGGGCAAAAAUGCAAUGGAGGUCAUUAGUAGUUGGUCUUCUUUUGUUAAGACUUGUCAGUUGUGUUCUAUGGCUUACAUUUGGAUUGGGACCUAGCUGGGGGUUCAACUUCCCAAUAAAAUUUAAUUUCAAUUUGCACAAACUGGAGCUUUUCAGAGAGAGCGAAGGGACAAACGCCAAGACUAAUACGUGGUUAAACCAAUUACAUAGGAAUGGAAACUUACACCACAGCACCUGCUCCAAGAACACUGAAAACUCACCCAAGUCCUAUCUCAGCCUUCUGGAGGAUGGCAGGGACGAGUACGCGAGGAAGUACAGUUCCUUUCCAGAUACUUUGAAGUCAAAGAUGAGGGGUAUGGCCAAGGAGAUGUUUUAUUUCGGUUAUGAAAACUACAUGAAAUACGCGUUUCCAGAGGACGAACUCAACCCCAUUGACUGCCAAGGAAGAGGACCGGAUGUUCUCAACCCGUCUAACAUCAACAUCAAUGAUGUCUUGGGAAACUAUUCUCUGACCCUCAUCGACACUCUGGACACUCUGGUGGUCCUGGGAAAUGUGUCAGAGUUUCACAGAGCUGUGAAGUUGGUGAUUGACACAGUGUCCUUCGACAAAGACUCCACAGUCCAAGUGUUUGAGGCCAACAUCAGAAUCCUGGGCGGCCUCAUCUCUGCUCACAUCCUCCUGACUGACUCCAAGCAGCCAUUUGGAAAUGUGGGCCUGGAGGAUUAUGACAAUGAGCUCUUACACCUGGCACACGACCUGGCCGUCCGACUGCUCCCCGCCUUCGAGAACACCAGCACAGGCAUCCCCUACCCCAGGGUUAACCUGAAGAGUGGCGUACCCCCUGACAGCAUUAACGAGACCUGCACGGCCGGGGCAGGCUCCUUACUGGUGGAGUUUGGGAUUCUGAGCCGCUUAAUUGGAGACUCCACAUUUGAAUGGGUGGCCAGGCGGGCUGUCAGGGCUCUCUGGAGCUUAAGGAGUAAUGAGACGGGUCUGCUAGGAAACGUAGUCAACAUCCAGACCGGCCAGUGGGUGAGCAAGCAGAGUGGGCUCGGGGCAGGAAUGGACUCCUUCUAUGAGUACCUGCUCAAGUCCUACAUCCUGUUUGGAGAGAAGGAAGACUACACAAUGUUUAAAGCUGCCUAUGAGAGCAUUCAGAACCAUCUGAGAAGAGGGCGGGAGGAGUGUAAUGAAGGGGAAGGGGACCCUCCGCUCUAUGUGAACGUGAACAUGUUCAACGGGCAGAUCAUGAACACCUGGAUCGACUCUCUGCAGGCCUUCUUCCCUGGGCUUCAGGUACUGGUUGGAGAUGUGGAGAAUGCCAUUUGUCUACAUGCAUUUUACUAUGCCAUCUGGAAGCGGUUCGGGGCUCUUCCUGAGCGGUACAACUGGCAGCUGCAGGCGCCAGAUGUCCUGUUCUACCCCCUGAGGCCUGAGCUGGUGGAGUCUACAUACUUGCUCUACCAGGCAACCAAGAACCCUUUUUAUCUGCAUGUGGGAAUGGAUAUUCUUGAAAGUCUUGAGAAGUAUACCAAAGUCAGGUGUGGAUAUGCCACCCUCCAUCACGUGGUGGACAAGUCCAAAGAGGAUCGCAUGGAGAGCUUCUUCCUCAGCGAGACCUGUAAAUACUUGUAUCUGCUGUUUGAUGAGGACAACCCCUUGCACAAGUCUGAGAACAAAUAUAUCUUCACUACGGAGGGCCACGUUGUGCCGAUAGACAAGCGUUUCCGUGAGAAGCAGUGGAAGGACAUGCUGCCCUGUGAGGAAGCGCUGCUUUCAGACCAGGACACGGCCAGGCUGCCUCCCGCCAACACCAGCAACUGUGAAAGGAUUCCUGAUGAGAGACGUUACGCCCUGCCCCUGAAGAGUGUUUACAUGAGACAGAUCGAUCAAAUGGUGGGACUGGUCUAAUGGAGACUCUUGGCUGAGCUGGAGGGGAGGGGAGGUGGUUCAUAGGGUAAGGGGGGCAGGCCUUUCUCUUCCCACACGCCACGCCCAAUCACCACUGCUGCUGGGUAUGAGUACGGAGCCUUCCUGGAACCAAGGCCCAUCGGAGGUAUUCAAUGACACGGGUUUCAGUUCCGAGAACAAAAACUUUUUUUUUUUUCAUUGUUAGGUUUUGAGGUGUUUUAUGCCAAGAAGUGUUUUAUACAAGACACUUCCAGAUUACUUUGUCAAAUUGUUUGUGCCUGUACUGUUUUAGUCACAUGGCUUCAUUUUGGAUAGCAGAGAGGUGUUUUUUCAGUGAGAUGGGAAGGUUUCCUGGAAUCAUGCUCCACAGUGUGGUCUGAGUGUGACCUUCAGUGUUGAAGGCUUUGUUAAGCAGCGUGGGCGUUCUGUGUUAAGGUGUCUCUUUACGGAUGCAGGCGCUUUAUUGCGGAUGGCAGAAUCAGGACAUUAAAAAGCUCCUUGUGGAAAUGCAGUGAGCAUCGUACAUCUGAGAGAUGACUGUCGCUAGCACAGUUGACAGUAUUUCAACAAGAGAAAGAUGGUCAUGCUUUACAGAAUGAACACGUUCACAUUAUGGGGUAAUUUUUUUUACAGUGUUUAAUAAAUUUCUAACAAAUUGGCAGUGUAAGAAGCACCUUUUUUACAGUUAUGGUUGUCCCAUAAAUUGCUAUGCAUGUUCUUUGUUUUUUUCCUUGAAAACUGUGACUAUUACUGGAGCUUUGCUGCUUAAUUGCCCUCAGCCUGAAGGUAUUGCAAAAGCCCAGUCGAUCAGAGGUAUGUUUUGGAAUUUGGAAUAAAUGAUAACUGAAUUAAUGUAAAAUUAAAAUUAAACUUAGUUUGCUUUGGUGAAGUUAUACUUGUCAGCUACUCUAUGAGGGAAUAAAAUAAACCAUAUUAAGAUUAGUUUGAUUGGACAUUCUAAACAAGGCCAACACUUUGUAAAAAAUAAUAAUUUUGAUAAGCUUAUUGCAGUGUGUAGUUUUUGUUGUUUUAGCAACAGCCCCAUGGAUGGUUUAAAACAGCACACUGUUCUUUCACUGAGCUGUGCUUCUGGUGCCUCUCCAUGAUGCUAAGUGCCAAAUAAAGAGACAGGAGGCUCCAUUUUGUGGUCAGCAAUGCAGUGACUACAAGGUCCUCCUAUUGUCUUCCGGGCUGUCUGUAUUCUUCCAUUCUCCCAUUCAAGUGCAUUCAUGUGUUUGCUAUAAUAUUUUGAAUGUAAAAAAAGUCCCUGCAUUUUAUCUCUGCCUUGGUAGUCAUGCUACAAGACCGAAAGGUCUGAUAAGCAAACGACAGAAGCAUUGUGCUAUUGAAUAUCUGAAAUGUAAUUUAAUGUGCAGAAACAAAACUUUUUCUGUGCCUUUAGCUUCGUGCAAUGUCUUGAUGACUGAGUCAUAAUUUCAUUUAGCAACAUCAAAUUAUGAUGAAAGGAGUACCCUCCGGAUGCUGUGAUCUUCCCCUAAAAAUGUUUCAUAGCUGAGCAGCAAAGAACAUUCUGUUUCCAUGGACACAGAUAAUGUUGUCAUAACUGAAUAGCCAUAGGCCUUCAUGAGAAGGUCCUUUUUAUUAUUAUACAGUAUAUUUGUUUUUCAUGGUUGCAUAUCUAUGAAAUAAUCUUGUUAUGUUCCUCAAAUUUUAAAGGACCUCUCCAGAACAAAGUCUUUUUUUUUGUUUGUUUGCAAGUGCCACAGACAGAAUGGUCAGUCUAGGAGUAAAUUUUGUUUGACACAAUGACCACUUUGUAAUUUGAAUAGUCCAUGUGUAUAGCAAAAUUUGUCUGACCUUGAAACUUUGAAACAUCAUGCAUAAAUGUGAUAAGAUAACUUUUCCAGAUUGUAAAAGGUGCUAGCAGACAAAUAUGUCUUAGACUAGGCAAAGGAAACUCAGGGAUUGACAGUGUCAACAAGUUGCUCUUUUUCUGUUGUAUCUGAGCAGAUUUGAUUGACAUAUGGUUGCCUCUGUUGUCUAGGGUCUGUCUCUUACAUUGAUCCUAUCUGAUGCUCAGAAUCAAAUCCAAUGCUUAGGGGGAUUCCACAGAUUUAGUUUCUCUCACGCUGUAGCCUGGUACAGUAUAGCAGUAUAGGUUAUGUAUGUAUAAGGCAUAUACGAUAGUACUAUUCUAUAGUAUUGCAAUCGUGCUAUAUGUGCAUGUUUAUGGUUAUGGUACUACCUCUACUGUAGGUUUAGUCCACAUAUCGGGUGUAAUUUCUUUCACCAGACUUGUGAAAAGAUUUACCUUUUCCAACCGAAACCACACCGCUGCUUCUGUUGCGGCCAUGCCGCUAUGAUUCUCUCUGGUGUUGAAGGCAAAUUAAGCAGAUUCUCUUUUCUCAGCUGGGGAGUUGUUUAGAUUGGGAUGCACAGUUCCUUCCCAGGGCAUAGCUGUGCUGUAGGAAUGACAUUUACAGUAGUGGCUCUGAGCACUCAGUUUACACCUUGAGCAGCCACUAUCUUUUUUUCCUGCGUGAGUCAUACGGGCGAGGUAGGCACCUUGGAACAGGAGAGUACAUGUGUCCCUCUGACUGGUUUAGGAGCACCACAGUUGAAUGGGAACAUAUACUUUUACAUUUUUGGGAGGUUACCUUGUUUUUAUGUGUUUCCACUUCCUUAAAUAAUUAAAUAUCUCAACUACAAAUAACACUCAUAUUGGAGCAAAUUAGUUAGCUAUUUUGUUCAGUUGAAGUAAUUUGGUUGGUGGGCACAGGGUUUACACCUUGCAUAGAUUUCCAUUAAUUUUAUCAGUUUUAUGGUGUCAUUUGGUUUUAAAAGGAGUUGCACUUUUGAAGAAUAUCAUCAGCAUCACCUGCUCUGAACUCUUGGAACUAUGGAAACUAUUACUUUUGCAUAUGUAUGUGAAAUGGGAUAGGAUAUCUUCACAAUGCACACAGAGUUGGUCCUUUUUUCUCUCCUACCUAAACUGCAGGUGGUAUCACUUCACCAACUGUGCCAUUCUCUUGUAAGUCUUUACAGAAUGAGUUUUUUUGUGUGGUGAUUGUAAUUUGAAAUUACUCUUUUUAAAGCCUGUGAGAUUGGAAAGAAUGUCAGUCUCACAUUGUUCUUUAAUAAAUCAUUGGAAACACACUUGAA